This is a messenger RNA of Ostrea edulis (European flat oyster), 393 nucleotides long. RefSeq lists its product as uncharacterized. The record is from RefSeq and is a predicted model, not a curated record. The coding region runs from base 1 to 393 and encodes 130 amino acids. NCBI's taxonomy places the organism in Eukaryota, Metazoa, Mollusca, Bivalvia, Ostreida, Ostreidae. The transcript has 2 exons.
AUGGCUGAUCUAACAAACUCCCAGAUUAUGCAGUAUGCUACAGACCUCAGGAUUCUCCUUGUUUUCCUUGAAAAAGCCAACCAACAGGUUUCUGCUCUAGAGUCCUACAUCCAGCGUUUGAGCCAGGGGACCUUCAGAUCCACACUACACGAUUCCCAAGCCAUCCACAACCUCACCAAGAAGUCUGUUGCCAAUGGCAUCAAGAGAGUUUACCUACAGCUCUCCACCCACAAAUGGGAGCAAGUCAAACAGUUGUAUGCCCUUGUCACCCAGCAGCUGGACUUGGAACAACUACCAGAACCACCCACCGUCAGUGCAGGAGAAUCAACAGAGAUGGACGAGAUGGCUUCUAUCACCACUCCAACUUUCUGUAAGCUCUAUAGGAGUGCUUGA